AUGUUCCCCUCGUCAACUCUAAAGACUCUCCUUGUCACCGCCUUCAUUGCACAGGCGCUUGCCCUCCCGCAAUUUGGAAACAACAACAACGGAAACACUAAUUCUGGAAAUGGAGGCAGCAACAGCGGCAACGGCAUAGGCGGGUCAAACAAUGGCAACAGCAAUGGUGGUUAUUAUUACAGACGCGAAGCUUUACCUGAACCCCAGUUCGGAAACGGAAACAACGGGAACACGAACUCAGGAAAUGGUGGGAGCAACAGCGGCAAUGGCGUAGGCGGUAGCAACAAUGGCAACAACAACGGAGGAUACUGGUACCGACGCGAGCCAGAGCCCCAGUUCGGGAACGCCAACAAUGGCAACACUAACUCAGGUAAUGGAGGUAGCGGCAGCGGCAACGGUUAUGGAGGAUCCUACAACGGGAACUACAAUGGGGGCUACUACGACCGCCGCGAGGCUGCCCCGGAGCCACAGUUUGGCAAUGCCAAUAACGGAAACACGAACUCCGGCAAUGGAGGCAGCUACAGCGGUAACGGUUCGGGAGGAUCCUACAACGGGAACAACAACGGGGGCUACCACUAUCGUCGUCAGUUUGGAAAUGCGAAUAACGGAAACACAAACUCUGGAAAUGGAGGUAGCUUCAGUGGUAACGGAUAUGGAGGAUCCAACAACGGAAACGGGAACGGGGGGUACUACGACUGA
Messenger RNA from Psilocybe cubensis, 699 nucleotides. RefSeq lists its product as uncharacterized. The coding region runs from base 1 to 699 and encodes 232 amino acids. The record is from RefSeq and is a predicted model, not a curated record. NCBI's taxonomy places the organism in Eukaryota, Fungi, Basidiomycota, Agaricomycetes, Agaricales, Agrocybaceae. The transcript has a single exon.